Messenger RNA from Nomia melanderi (Alkali bee), 8963 nucleotides. RefSeq names its product putative chitinase 10. Gene Ontology annotation, molecular function: chitin binding; chitinase activity. NCBI's taxonomy places the organism in Eukaryota, Metazoa, Arthropoda, Insecta, Hymenoptera, Halictidae. Gene Ontology annotation, biological process: carbohydrate metabolic process; chitin catabolic process. The record is from RefSeq and is a predicted model, not a curated record. Gene Ontology annotation, cellular component: extracellular region.
GGUGCCAUUGACGCUACUACGCUCCGCUUCGCUUCGUCCCGUUUUCGUACGACGAUCAGUCGGGUACUCGUGUCGCGCCACCAACGACCCGGACACGUUAGCCUGAAGAACAUCCGCUUACCGGUCGAGAUGACGGUCCUGCUCGUGCUGAUCCUGGCAGGCCUGUCGGCCGCAGGACCAUCUCACCGGAAGCCGAUCCACGAGCUGUUGCCGCCACCGCCGCCGUGGCAGCCGGCCCUGAACGAGGCGGACGUCGAGUUAAUCGAGGUGACGCCGUUUCAAAGGGGCAACGUCGAGAGUCCGCCGACGAUCGACAACUCUUUACCCCUCACCCACGAGGAAUACGGCUCGAGGAGAUACCCGCUGCGCGACGCGGUCGAGGCUCUGCCUUCCAACGCGCCGCGUCCUCAGGGGCCCAGCAGCCUUCCGCUCCAGCAAAUGAAACAGUCCGACGGGAGGGUGCCCUUAAGGGACGCCGUGGAGCAUCGCGAGGUUCCCUUUCUCGGAAGCAUCGAUCACGAGUCGAUUUGGAUCGAGCCUCUCGUGCCGCCGUCCCUGACGAGGACACAGCGAAUCGUUGACCCGAAAGUGAUCUGCCAUUUAGAUUCCAGCGCUGUCCACAGAACGGAACCGUUCUCCUUGUUUCCGCAGUCUGUCCCGGAUCACAAGUGUUCCCAUUUGGUGUACACUGCGGCCACCAUAGACCCCGAGAAGCUGGUGGUGGUGUCGAGAGACCCCGAGUACGACGAGAUCAAAGGUGGAUACAAAGCUGUAACGGGACAUCGGACGCGGGACCCGGCGCUGCGAGUCCUCGUUUCGAUAGCACCGGCAAACAGAGGAAAACUGUUCGCCGAGGUGGUGAAGGGCAACUGCGCGCUGCACUGCGAGAGGCUCGCCAAAUCCAUUCUGCGGUUCCUCGAGAACCACGGCUUCGACGGUGUGGAGAUCGACUGGGAAAGCUCCUCGGAGAAUGCGAACGGUCUCAAGUCGCUUCUGAGAGCUCUCAGAAACACCCUUGCCGCCCACCGGUACAUCCUAGCGGUGGCGCAGAGGCCGGCGGAUCCGGUGGACCCGGAGAUCGUCUCUGCCGUCGAUCUGCUUCUUUUCAGAGCUUGGCGGGACAGUCCACUGCACCGCAGGGAGAAAUUGGCCCUUCAUCCGGCCCCGUUGAAUUACGUGUUCCGUGUGACGAACAAAUGGCUCGAUCGUAUACCGCGCGAUCAGAAAUCCAAGGUGAUCCUGGGCCUGCCCGCGUUCGGGCAAGGGUACACCCUUCAAUUCGGGAACCUGACCGACGCCGGCGCACCGAUCGUCGGCCCCGGGAACGAGGAUAUCUAUACCAAGCAGUCGAACGGAAGACUCGCCUAUUACGAAGUCUGCGAGAAAUUGGAGAACGAGCAAUGGAUCUCCGGAAGGGACGAGGAAGGACCUUACAUAAAGCGUGGAGAUCAGUGGGUAGGCUACGAGGAUUCUCUGGCGGUCAAGAUUAAAGUUGCUUACGCGCGAUCGGCUGGGCUCGGCGGAGUUUCCGUGUGCUCCCUGGAUCUCGACGAUUUCCAGGGUAUAUGCGGAGGAUCGUGGCCCAUUCUGAACGCUGCCACCGAAUCUAUAGGGUUUUACGACCAGACACAGCUGAACAAGUGUUCCGUCGACGGCCUCUCCGGCGACCCCGACAACUGUUCCGGAUUCUAUUCUUGUCACGAUGGUAUGAAAUACCACGGCACUUGUGGAUACGGGAGAUUCUUCGACGCCAAGGAGGGUCGAUGCGCGAAAGCGACUUCAGUGGUCUGUACACCUGGCCAGAACCAUCGGAUUCGGGACAAGGAUUCCGAAACGGACUCGCCGGUUCAGGAAACAGGGCCGCAGCAUUUCGAGAUAUCGAGCAACAAAGGGCCGCGAGUAGUCUGCUACGUAACCUCUUGGUCCCUGUACCGCAAAGGGGAAGGAACGUUCGUUCCGGAGCGCAUAGACCCGCGUCUCUGCACCGAAGUGAUCUACGCUUUUGCCGGACUGAAUCCGGACACUCUGAUGAUUCAGACGUUCGAUCCUUGGGCGGACAUAGAACACAAUCUCUACGAACGACUGACGAAGAUCGACGGACCGAAAAUACUGCUGGCAAUCGGCGGGUGGACGGACAGCGCUGGCGACAAAUAUUCCCGGCUGAUAAGCAGCGCGGCCGGUCGCCGCAAGUUCGUCGUCGCGGCGGUGAACUUUCUGCGCAAACACAAGUUCGACGGCCUCUCGUUCGAGUGGAACUACCCGAAGUGCUGGCAGAGCGACUGCAGGAAAGGGCCGGACACCGACAAGCCGAAUUUCACCAAGCUCGUUCGCGAGCUGAAGCACGAGUUCGAGCAGCAGCAGCCCAGACUCGCGUUGGCCGUUGCUCUGUCCGGGUACAAGGAGGUGAUCGACAGGGCGUACGAGGUGCGGGAGAUCUCCGACGCCGUGGACUUCGUCACGGUGAUGACCUACGACUAUCACGGCGCUUGGGAGUCGAAGACGGGACACUUGUCCCCCCUGUUCGGCAGCCCCGUCGACAGCAAUCCUUUCUACAAUGUCAAUUCCACGAUGGAGUAUCUGGUCCAGCGAGGCGCGAAGAAGUCGAACCUUCUGAUGGGCAUACCGUUCUACGGUCAAGUUUAUCGGCUGUCCAGCGAGGAAUUAACCGGUCUGGGCGAACCCGCCACGGGACCCGGAGCCUCCGGAGAAUUCACCAGGCAGCCCGGUAUACUGGCGUACUACGAGAUCUGCGACAGACUGAAGAACAAGGGAUGGAAACACGGGCCGGGGCCCAGCGCCUAUCACAAGGACCAGUGGGUCGGCUACGAGGACCAAGAGAGCGUGUUCGCCAAGGGACAGCACAUCCUGCAGAGCGGCUACGGCGGCGCCAGCCUCUGGACCAUCGACUUGGACGACUUCUCGAACCGUUGCUGCGUCGAAUCGUUCCACCUGUUGAGAACCAUCAAUCGGGCGUUGGGACGUCUCAAGGGUAAACCUACGGAGGACUGCCGACGACCGAUCGAGCCGACCACGCCGCACCCUCCGACCCUGACCACUCACAGCGACGCCGUGGAAGAGACUCCGCGACCGACGACGCCGAUGAACAAGCCGAGCUGGCCCGCUUGGUCGCCGGAGACGACCUCGACUACCCAACGAACCACCUGGCCGAGCUGGUCCUCCAAACCCAGCGCAACUACUCAAGGUACCACCUGGCCAUCCUGGACUCCGAAACCGAGCAAACCACCGGACUCCACCACUCAGAGCGGUACAGCUUCGCAGAACGCGUCUUGGACGUGGACCACCAGCAAAGCAACCAGCGAACAGACGCCAGUGGAAGUCACGGAGGGCACGGAGUCACCGUGGGAGGUGUCCAAGCCUGAAACACCGUGCAACACCGGAGAAUACACCGCGGAUCCCGUCAACUGCGACAGCUACUUUAGAUGCGUGCUCGGGGAGUUGCGACGCGAACAAUGCGCUCCCGGGCUGCACUGGGACGCCGGCCGAGGAAUCUGCGACUGGCCGGCGGCGGCGAAAUGUCAAACGAAUAAUACCGCCUCUUCGACUUCAAAGUCGCCAUGGAUCACCACGUCGAGGAGCACCACGUCGAGGAGCACCACCGAAUUUUCAUCUUGGUCCACUUCGAGGAGCACCACCCAGCGAACCACCACGCGAGAACCAAUCGUCACGGAGAGUUCGACCGAAAUCCCCGAGAAGAGCUGCGAGCACGGCCGGUAUUACGCGUAUCCGAAUUCCUGCACGAAUUUCCUGGUCUGCGUGAACGGGAACCUCGUGACGCAACAGUGCGGUCCAGGCUUGAACUGGAACAACGAGAGGAGUAUGUGCGACUGGGCGUUCAAGAAUCCUUGCAUCGAGAAACCGACAAAGAGCGCCGCGUUGAUCUCCGGUGGCGCUAAAUCGACCCCGUGCAUUCCGGGCAGCUACACCAGUGUACCGGGGGACUGCGAAAGCUACCAGGCUUGCCUGUGGGGUCGCCACGAAGUCUUUCAUUGCGCUCCGGGUCUGCACUUCAACAAGAAUACUCGGAUAUGCGACUGGCCUGCUCGAGCCAACUGUCGGAUCGACGAGUCCGGGGAAGAACCCGACCAGGAACCCGGUAACAGGCCGGACGACGCGUCCAGCUCCGCGAGUACGGUGAAACCUUGGGAACCUAGCACCUCCACGACCACUCUGUCCCCUGCAACGGUGGACCCUGAGAAAAUCUCGCCGCUCUCCGGAUACUACAAACUCGUCUGCUACUUCACGAACUGGGCCUGGUACAGGAGAGGCAUCGGCCGCUACGUCCCCGAAAACAUCGACCACACGCUCUGCACGCACAUCGUCUACGGAUUCGCCGUACUCGACUACUCGGAGCUCACUAUCAAAGCCCACGAUUCAUGGGCCGACUACGAUAACAAUUUCUACGAGCGCGUGGUCGCUUACAAGAAACGAGGGCUGAAGGUGCUGCUCGCGCUAGGCGGAUGGAACGAUUCCGCCGGCGACAAGUACAGCCGUCUGGUGAACAGUCCAGCCGCCAGGAAGAAGUUCAUCGCCCACGCUAUCCGGUUCCUCGAUAAGUACGACUUCGACGGGCUAGACUUGGACUGGGAGUAUCCGGUUUGCUGGCAAGUCGACUGCAAGAAGGGUCCAGCCUCCGAUAAGCAGGGAUUCGCGGACUUGCUGGAGGAACUGAGCAACGAGCUGAAGCCGAAAGGGCUGCUGCUCUCCGCCGCCGUUUCGCCGAGCAAGAAGGUGAUCGACGAAGGCUACGACGUGCCGGCGCUGGCCAAGUACUUGGACUGGAUCGCCGUGAUGACCUACGAUUUCCACGGUCAAUGGGACAAGAAAACCGGCCACGUGGCACCGCUUUACUAUCACCCGCAGGACGAUUACUACUACUUCAACGCGAAUUACUCGAUCAACUAUUGGAUUUCGAAGGGCGCGCCUCGUCGUAACAUCGUCAUGGGAAUACCGCUGUACGGGCAGACGUUCUCCAUCAACGAUCUCACCACGGGGACGGGACUGAACGUUCCCGCGAGCGCCGGCCAGGCGGGAGAAUUCACCAAAGCGGCCGGCUUCUUGUCGUACUACGAGAUCUGCGACAGAGUACGAAAUCGCGGGUGGGCCGUUGUCCAAGACGCGGAGCACAGAAUGGGCCCGUACGCUUACAAGGGCAGCCAAUGGGUCGGCUUCGACGACGCGGAGAUGAUCCGACGAAAGGCGCAGUUCAUCAGGGACAUGGGUCUAGGCGGUGGGAUGGUUUGGGCCCUGGAUCUCGACGAUUUUCGAGGCCGCUGCGGUCAAGGACAGCAUCCGCUGAUGCACUCUCUUCAGAGAAUGUUGGCCGACGCUCCCCAGGAGGAAGAACCGGAGAGACCUCCGAUAAACGAAGCAGACUUGGACCCCAGGCCAACGUCGACGCCGUCCACUACCACUGCGGCCGUCGCAGUCCCGUCGUCGUCCUCGUCGACGUCGAGGGAUCACCUGUCGGACGAUCGGUUCAAAGUGAUCUGUUACUUCACGAAUUGGGCGUGGUACCGACAAGAAGGUGGGAAAUUCCUGCCGGAAGACGUGGACACGGAUCUGUGCACCCACGUUCUUUACGGUUUCGCUGUUCUCGACGGGUCGCAACUAAUAAUCAAGUCGCACGACCCGUGGGCCGACAUAGACAACAAGUUCUACGAGAGGGUGGUAGCGUUGAAGGCGAAAGGGGUGAAGGUGUUGGUCGCCAUCGGUGGCUGGAACGACUCGGCGGGCGACAAGUACAGUCGUCUGGUGAAUUCGCCGUCCGCCAGGCGUCGAUUCGUAGAGAACGUUCUAGCGUUCAUCGAUAAGUACGAGUUCGACGGGUUGGACUUGGAUUGGGAGUAUCCCGUGUGCUGGCAGGUGGACUGCAGAAAGGGACCAGCUUCGGACAAGGAGGGGUUCGCCAGUUUGGUCAGAGAGCUGAGCGAAGCGUUCCGGCCGAAAGGGUUGCUGUUGUCCGCGGCAGUUUCGCCGAGCAAGCGCGUCAUCGACGAGGGCUACGACGUGCCCACCUUGGCGAAGUACAUGGAUUGGAUAUCCGUGAUGACGUACGAUUAUCACGGUCAAUGGGACAAGAAAACUGGUCACGUGGCACCUCUGUACCAACUGCCCAACGAUUGGGAGCCGUCCUUUAACGCGAACUUUUCGAUUCACUACUGGAUGGAGAAAGGCGCUCCACCGGAGAAACUGAUUAUGGGCGCUCCUCUGUACGGUCAAUCGUUCUCCCUGGCCGAGAGAAGUCACAGAGGCUUGAACGCUCCGACUUACGGCGGCGGCGAGGCUGGCGAGGCGACGAGAGCCAGGGGUUUCUUGUCCUAUUACGAGAUUUGCGAGAGGACCCUGACGAAGGGCUGGACCGUGGUCCAGGACAAGGAGAGGCGAAUCGGUCCGUACGCGUACAAGGGCGAUCAGUGGGUCAGUUUCGACGACGCGAGGCAGAUCAAGCUGAAAUCGGAGUUGAUACGAGACCUGGGCCUAGCCGGCGGUAUGGUAUGGGCUCUCGACUUGGACGACUUUAAGAACAGAUGCGGCUGCGAGCCGAGCCCCCUUCUCCGGACAAUGAACCGAGUGCUCAGAGACUAUCCGAAAGGGCCGCUGUGUCCGGUCACCACUGACCCGACGACGAUCGACGCGGGUGAAUCGGUCGAGGAGUCAACGACUGCUAGCCAGCCAACCUGGGGAUGGGAACCCGCGUCGACAUCGACAACGACGACGACGACGACGACGACGAUGAGAACGACAACCCUCUCCACCGAGGACGUCGACGACGCCGUGGAAAUAGAAGUGGACGAACGACCGGCGAUUUCACCGCCCGAGGACUGCCAUGGCCGAUUGUUCAUCCCGCAUAGCAAAGAUUGCAGCAAGUACUACUUGUGUAAUUUCGGCAGACUGACCGAGCACUCGUGCCCUUCCGGCCUCUACUGGAACGAGGAUCGCUGCGACUGGCCAGAGAACACCAAGUGCGCGGACACCCAGCGGCAGAGAAACGAGUUUCUGACCUUGAGGAAAACCCAGAAGGACGAGAAGAAGGUGGUCUGUUACCUGAUGAGAUGGGCUCUCAAGCGAACGGGAAGGGGAGAGUUCUCGCCGGAGGACAUCGAACCCGGUUUAUGCACGCACGUCGUUUACGGCCUGUUCUCGCUCCACCCGGAACGGUUGACGAUACAGAACGUCCAGGGCAGCCUGCAGAAGAAGUUUCUCGACAGACUGAUGAACAUGAAGAAAACAACCGGGCUGCAGGUUCUGCUAGGCUUGGGAGGCUGGAGCGAAUCCAAGGACGGGAAGUACAGCUCACUGGCGCACAGCUCGACGGAGCGAGAGAAGUUCGCGCGACACGCGGCCCGGUACCUGGAGGCGAACGGAUUCGACGGCCUCAAUCUUGUCUGGGAGUACCCUUUGUGCUGGCAGGUCGACUGCAGUCGCGGUCCGUCCAGCGAUCGCAAAGAUUUCACUCUGUUGCUGAAGGAAUUAAACGCGGCGUUCGAACCGAAAGGUUUGCUCCUCUCAGCGGCCGUUUCCGCGGGUAAACAGGUGAUCGACGUCGCCUACGACGCGCCAGCCUUGGUCGAGCACCUCGACUGGAUCGGCGUGAUGAGCUACGAUUACCACGGCCCCUGGGAGCCUAAAACCGGCCACACCGCGCCACUCUAUCGUGAUCCGGAGGAUCGAAUGCAUCAGGCGAACGUGAACUUUUCAAUCGCCUAUUGGAUCCAGCAGGGUGUACCGGCCAGCAAACUCGUGAUGGGCGUGCCGAGCUACGGUCAGAGUUACACGUUGGCCGAGAGCCCGGCAGCCGGCGAAGAGCAGCCGGGUCUGAACGCGGCGGCGUCUGGUCCCGGCCAGCCCGGCGAAUUCACCAAAUCGGCCGGUAUUCUUGCCUACUUUGAGAUAUGCGAGGACACGAUGAACAGGGGAUGGUCCGCGGUUAAGGACCCGACGGGGUUCGCAGGCCCGUACGCGACGAAGGGGAACCAAUGGGUCAGUUACGACGACGCGUCCAUCGUGCUGCGAAAGGCCGAGCUGGCCAACGAACUGCACCUGGGUGGAGUGAUGCUGUGGUCAUUGGACAUGGACGACUUCGGCAACAAGUGCGGCUGCGGCAGAUACCCUUUGCUGACGGCGUUGAGCCUGAAGGUCGGAGGAAAGCGGCAGCCCAAAAUCAACUGCACUUGAUGCCGCUAUCCGCCGUAACAGAUACGCACCGGUACUCGACGGAUCAUCGCUGAGCGCUCGUUGACAUUGCGUUCCACUUUCACGGAUCUCGACAAACUCGGAAAGUCGGAAGACUCUCCCAUAAGCUCGACGACUAAAACUCACCGUAACAUUUUCGAAAGCCCGCUUGGCAAUUACUCGGCGGGUCUACUCGGGUUGAUCGCGUAGCGACAAUCGAUCGGCCACCGAUGAUCCUGCAGGUUCAAGCUUAUGUAAAAAUAAACGUAGAAAGGACUCGCGAGAUUCGGAGAAGUUUCGACGGCCGACUUCGAGUUUGAUAAAGUGCCGAGAAAACGUCGGAGCACGGCAACAGGUUAAAGGUGACAUUCUUAUUGGAGUCGAACGCUUAAGGAUACGCAAUCGAUCGACAGUCGAGACACGCCGCGCUUGGACCUGCAAACGAGCAAAUUUAUUCCGAUGAGUUUUAUUCUUUCUUUCAUGCAAACGAGCUUGCCGGUGGUAUGGCGCAUCGCUGAAUCGCGAGAUAAAAUAUUGUACAAUUGUUCGAUUCAUCGCGAUGCAGUUGCCAAUUACGUGAAUGGUAUGCCUCAAGUUCAUUUGGAUGAAAAAUCCAUUAUCUGCUAGAAAAGUAGAUAGCACGCGCGCGGAUGCGCGUCGAUACACACGAUGGUAAACAUAUCUAUUCGUGAACGGCCGCAGUGUCCGAAGUAAAAUAGUAAAAAUCCUCUUCCAAGUGACGCGCAUGCAUCCCCCUCUUAUCAUUUGCU